Ylistrum balloti is the source of this 722-nucleotide messenger RNA. RefSeq names its product calumenin-like. The coding region runs from base 102 to 722 and encodes 206 amino acids. Lineage: Eukaryota; Metazoa; Mollusca; Bivalvia; Pectinida; Pectinidae. Gene Ontology annotation, cellular component: endoplasmic reticulum. The transcript has 8 exons. Gene Ontology annotation, molecular function: calcium ion binding. The record is from RefSeq and is a predicted model, not a curated record.
AAAGCCCUGCUUCAUCCGUACUGUUCUUGUGCCUGUCUGCAGUUCACACACUUUGGCUUGAAAACAAGGAAGGAUGGAGAUUUUUAUUUCAGACGUUCAACAUGCGUAUCCAGCGAUUGGCAGUGUUGUUGUUUGUGAUUGUCACUGGUUCUCGUGCAUUGUCGUUGUCCGACCUCCCCCAUGAGAUCGACGGGAAACACAAUGAUCAUUAUGACCACGAGGUCUUCUUAGGAAAGGACAAUGCAGAGGAGUUCGAACAUCUGACGGAAACGGAGAGUAAGCGGCGCCUUGGUCUGAUCGUGGACAAGAUAGAUAACAACGGAGACGGGAAGGUUACUGAAGUGGAACUCACAGACUGGAUCUGGUAUGUCCGCACCAGCUUUGUGGCCAACGACACAAACCGACUCUGGCUUCAUCAUGACCAUGAAGAUGGCAAAUUAUCGUGGUCAGCCUUUAUCAAAAAGGCAUUCGGAAAAUUUGAUGAGAACCCCGAUAGUCCCCACUCACCUCUUUAUACCAAAAGGGCCAGGGUGAAGGAGGAAAGACGACGUUGGGAGGCCGCCGAUGCUAACAAGGAUAAUCUUCUGACGAAAGCGGAAUUCAUGUAUUUCAUCCACCCCGAGGAGGGCAAACACACUAAGGAUAUUCCUGUACUGGAAUAUACAGACAUGCUCGAUACAAAUGGCGACGGUAAAAUUGACAUAGAUGAGUUCGCUGGAUGA